UACCUGGAAUACAAAUUUAGUAUUAACCCCCCUAGAAUAAUUAAAAAUUAUAUUUUAUUGAUUUCAAAUGUAAAAACCUAUGCCAUAACUUCAUCAUAACACUUUUGAUAUAGUACCUCCUUAUUUUCAGAAUUUAUUAUUUUCAGGUACCUUGCCACUGGGAACAGCUUCAUUUCGUUACACUUUGAAUAUUUAUUGGGUGCCAGCACAAUUGGUCACAUCAUUAAAGAUACUUGCUCAAAAUUGUGGACAUGUUUACAACCAAUACACAUGCCUACCAAAUCAGAGGAAGAUUGGAAGGAGAUAGCAAAACAAUUUUACUUGCGAACGAACUUCCCAAAUUGCAUUGGUGCCAUUGACGGCAAACAUAUAAGAAUUCAGAAGCCAAAUCACUCUGGAUCUCUUUUUUACAAUUAUAAAAAUUACUUUUCGAUUGUGUUACUUGCUGUAGUAGACGCAGACUAUUGUUUUACAGCAAUCGAUGUAGGAUCUUACGGUAGUAACAGUGAUUCAAAUAUUCUGAAAAACUCCGCACUAGGUGCAAAGUUGAUUGAUGGCAAACUGAACAUCCCUCAAGCUCAAACUCUUCCUAAUGACGAAAAUGGAAAACCUAUGCCAUUUGUUAUAGUUGGAGAUGAAGCAUUUGCUACAUCAAGAAAUAUAGUGAGGCCUUAUCCCAGGAAGAAUUUAUCCAUGAAACAAAGAGUAUACAACUACAGAAUGUGCCGUGCUCGAAGAAUGGUGGAAUGCACGUUUGGUAUUUUAGCCAACAAAUGGCGAAUUUUCCAUCGGCCAUUGAAUGUCCAAACGAACUUAGCGGAUGACAUUAUUAAAUCAUCCUGCGUUCUCAACAACUUUGUAAGAAGAAAAGAUGGUAUUCGAGUUGAAGAUGAAUGCUAUGAGUGUCCGCUGGUAUGUAUACAACAAGUCGGUGUACGGGGUACCUCUUCAGGUAUCGAAGCAAGAGACUACUUGGCAGAUUACUUCAUUUCACCUCAAGGCUCAUUACCUUGGCAAUACGACCAUGUUUAAAUCAAUAAGAAGAAGUUGGCAUAAUAAUACAUGGAAGUGAUUUACAGAAGAAACCUCUGUUUAAAAAAUUGUUUAAUACAUGUUAAGAGUAACUAAAGUUUAAUAAUUUCAUUAUUAAUCAUUUAUACAACCAUAUCUUGUUAGC
Messenger RNA from Homalodisca vitripennis (glassy-winged sharpshooter), 1177 nucleotides. RefSeq names its product protein ALP1-like. The transcript has a single exon. The record is from RefSeq and is a predicted model, not a curated record. The coding region runs from base 271 to 1032 and encodes 253 amino acids. Lineage: Eukaryota; Metazoa; Arthropoda; Insecta; Hemiptera; Cicadellidae.